CCCCCCCCCUCAACCUUUACAGCCCCCAGCUUGCUUAAACUUACUUCUCUUGUUCUUCGUCCCCAGCACAGUCGUGCCAGCUAGCCCAACUCGCAGCAAGUGGGGAAGCGAGAGGCGACUCUCCCCUCGAUUCAAGAAUCAAGUGCAGCAAGUGCAGCAAGUGCAGCAAGAGACGUGAAGCAAGUGCAUCGCAGCAUUGUGGUGCGUUUCGAGCCCGCCACUUGGUGUUUGUGCCUUUGGUUUGUUGGUCGCUCGGUGGCGUGGGCGCGGCACACAUCGGGGCAGUUGCUGAGAGGACCGAGCGCUCCUCCCUUGUCCAUUCUACUACACCCCAACAACAAGAAGACAAGACAAAGAGACAGCAACCAGGCCACCAGGCCACCAGACCACGACUCCCCCGAGCGAACAGUCCCCCGCCACAUUUGGACAGCACGUUUUCCCGCGCGCCUGCAACUUCAUCCAUGUCUGCAGAGGACGAGUACGUGAGUGUGGCGGAGAUUAGCGUGACAGACGUGGACGAGGGCGAGUCGCACUCGGUCCCGCCAACUGAAUGUUUUCCAGAGAGAAGACAGGGCAGCCUUCGGCGGAAAACGAUGCCUGCACGGCGACGAGUAUCGUUUAUGAACGACACGGACAGUGACAGCGACGAUAGUCAAUUGUCUGACACGUUUCACCUAGACGACGGCCACAGACUCAACGAGCACACCGACACAGACGACAGCGUUUCUGCGCGCCGCCAGAGCAGUGUCGACUACAGCAUCGCCUCUUCCUGUCUCGAAAAGUCCUCAUCCCCGCUCGCAGAGACGAUUGCCAUUCUUCUGUCACUGCAAGAGGACCUCUUCCCUGGCCCGGCACGGCCACCUGUUGGGUGCGUCACACGGCGGCACCCGCCACAGGAUCGACUGCAGUGGUGUAUCGCCAACCUUGCCCAGCUGGCCGUCAAGGAAUACGCCGACUACGAGAUCCAACAGCUGGCGCACCGGCGCCUGGAGGAGAUGCAGCUGAACGAAGAAAUUGACGAGAACAUCAUCCGCUGGGUCGAGGGCGCCUACUCCUCCCACACCUCCUCCGUCUCCCGGACAAGCAAACCAGCGAAAUCCUCGGCACCGACUGCGCCGCUUCUGCAGCGCCGCAUGUCUGCAUCGCACCUGCGGUUAUCAUCGCUGAUGGAGGACAAGGGCGAGGUGGACUGGAUGUCCGAUCAGCCGCCGCUGCCACGCAGUUGCCCAGAUUCCCCAGAGACCCGACGCAAGGCAGCAAAGGCGCCGCCAUCGCCCAACGAUGGCAUCCUGUCACUGCUUGCGCGCUCGCACUCCUAUCAUGAGCUGGCGCAGCAGCGCAUGAAAGCGGACAAGUGGACAAAUGUACAGAACGACGAGGGGAACCGGACCGCAAAGCCGGCAGAAAUCGUGCGCAUGCGCAGCGCCCCUCUCCUCCGCACCCAAACUGAUGGGCUCCUGAAGCUCUCGCCAGAGUGCAAGGCGAUGCUGCGGGGUGGGCUUGGGGACUGGAGCUUUGACGUGUUCCACUUUGAUGUCAUAUCCGGGUAUCGCCCGCUCACGGUGAUGGCCGUCGCCAUUUGCCGCAAGCGCCGUCUCUUGAAGACCCUCAACGUCAAUCAGACGACGCUGUGUCGGUUCAUGUCGCGCAUCGAGGAUCGAUAUGGGCGCUUUCCGCACAUCCCAUAUCACAGCAACAUCCACGCAACAGAUGUGGCGCACAGCGUGCACAACAUGCUCAGCGCACCACGCCUUCAGGGCACGUUUACGGACCUGGAGCACUUUGCGGCCAUUGUCGCCGCUGCAUGUCACGAUGUUGAGCACCCUGGCGUGAACAACCAUUUCCUCAAGGCGACGUGGAGCCCGCUCGCCGUUCUCUACAACAACAAGUCUGUGCUUGAGAACCACCAUCUCGCCGUGACCUUCCAAGUGAUGAUGGAAGAAGAACACAACAUCCUCGCCCACAUGGAUGAAGCAAACAAGAUGUUGUUCAGGGAGCUGGUGAUUGAGAUGAUUCUCGGCACAGACACAAUGACAAAGCACUCUGCACACCUAUCAGCGCUGCACAGCAUUGCGGAGAAGCAGCGAAUUACGGGCGUUGCCACAGACGAGCCACUGCAGCUCGACGAUGAUGAGCGCAUGAAAGUGCUCAAGGCGCUCGUGCACUGCGCCGAUCUCGCCAAUCCGACAAAGCCCUGGGCCAUUGCCAAGUUGUGGUCUGAGCGGAUUGUGACGGAGUUCUUUGAGCAGGGUGAUCGUGAGCGCGAUUUGAAACUCGAGGUUGGCCCUGUCAAUGACAGACACAAAGUCAAACUUGCCGCGUCGCAGCUGGGGUUCAUUGACUUUCUCGCGCAGCCCAUGUGGGAGGCGUGGCAGGAUCUGAUUGGCGACCAGGACACCGUCUUCAUGCGGAACCUGGUGACGAACCGGUCCAAGUGGCAGCAGCUGAAGGACAAGGACGACGGCGUUCCUGAGCACGUGCGCUCGGAGCGGCGUCGCGUGUCGCGUCGUUGGAGUAGCAUCCGCUCCAUCCCGGCCGUCUCAAACGGCCUUCGUGUACUUCAGGCCGCACACACGCACACGCGGCGGUCGGCCGACCAGCACCGCCACGGCGGCAUCUCCCUCUCGCCGUUCACGUCGAGUCCGACACACAGCAACAGCAGCAGCAGCUCGCGACGCGUGCGCUCGAAAUCGCGAUCACGGCGAACGCCACCGCUCUCGCCAACCCCGAACAACGGACGCCGCGCUUAUGGCAGCGGUGACGGCGGUCGUGGCUGCGGUGGUCGGGAAGGUGGUGUUGGUGUUGGUGGUGGUGGUUAUGAUCGUGCCUCUGUUGGUGGUGGUGGCGGUGGUGGCGCCCGAAGAGAUGAUGUUGCUCGAGGACCAACCCCUGAAGUUAUGCGUGGCGGUGAUGGCAAUAGCAGUAGCCGUAGCAGCAUGGCAGAUGAUGUUGUGGUUGUGUGA
Molecule: messenger RNA, 2963 nt
Organism: Salpingoeca rosetta
Lineage: Eukaryota; Choanoflagellata; Craspedida; Salpingoecidae
Product: phosphodiesterase 4B
Exons: 16
Coding region: 462-2963 (833 amino acids)
Biological process (GO): signal transduction
Molecular function (GO): 3',5'-cyclic-nucleotide phosphodiesterase activity
Source: RefSeq, a predicted model, not a curated record